Messenger RNA from Neocloeon triangulifer, 2209 nucleotides. RefSeq names its product fatty acyl-CoA reductase 1-like. Gene Ontology annotation, molecular function: alcohol-forming very long-chain fatty acyl-CoA reductase (NADP+) activity. Gene Ontology annotation, cellular component: peroxisome. The record is from RefSeq and is a predicted model, not a curated record. Bases 146 to 1789 code for a protein of 547 amino acids. Gene Ontology annotation, biological process: long-chain fatty-acyl-CoA metabolic process. NCBI's taxonomy places the organism in Eukaryota, Metazoa, Arthropoda, Insecta, Ephemeroptera, Baetidae. The transcript has 10 exons.
UCCGACGCUGCAGAUGCAUAAAUACAAGGCGUACAACUCGACACGCGCUCUUAGUUGAAAGUUGUUCGUGUGAAAGUCCAGCGAGCAGAGUGCGUCUAACUAAGAGCAAGGUUAAGGAUACCAACCACACUCGGUCGAUUCGAACAUGCCGCCGCCUUGCGAGCUGCUGGACGACCUCAUGGAGCCGACGGAGCAGAUCCAGCCGGGCAUUCCCGACUUUUUCCGCGGCAAGAAAAUUUUCAUCACCGGCGCCACCGGAUUCAUGGGCAAGGUGCUGGUCGAAAAACUUCUGCGAUCCUGCCCUGAACUCGGCACCCUGUACCUGCUGAUGCGCCCCAAGCGAGGCGUCCAGCCUGAACAGCGACUCAACGAACUCCUCCAGAGCAAAUUUUUCGCCAGACUGAGGGCUGAGAGGGGCGAGGAAGCCAUCGCCAGUCAGAUCAGAGUUGUUGAGGGCGACGUGUCCAGACUCGGACUCGCCAUUUCGAAUCCACUCAGAAAGGAACUGUGCAAAAACGUGAACAUUGUUUUUCACGUCGCCGCCACAGUGAGGUUCGACGAGCCCCUGCGCAAUGCUGUGCUGCUGAACACGCGAGGCACGCGAGAGCUGCUCGCCCUGGCCAAAGAAAUGACCAACCUGAAGGCAUUGGUGCACGUUUCGACCCUGUUCGCAAAUUGCCAUCACGACCACGUGCUCGAGGAAGUGUACCCGACGAACGCCGAGCCGGAAAAGCUGAUCAGCUGCGCCGAGUGGAUGGACGACGCCUGGCUAAACCUGCUUUGCCCUGUUCUGACUGAAGAGAGGCCGAACACUUACGUCUACACAAAGAGCCUUGCCGAGAAAUUAGUUUCGGAGGCGUCGAAAACGCUCCCUGUGGCCAUUUUUCGCCCUAGCAUUGUAAUGUCGACUUUGCAAGAACCGACUCCGAGCUGGGUGGACAACUUAAACGGACCGUCCGUGGUGGUCCUGUCCGGUGGCAACGGCAUGUUGAAGAAGAUGCUGUGCCACGAGGAGAAGGUCGCGCACGUGGUGCCCGCCGAUUUGGCCAUCAACGCGAUGAUCACCCUCGCCUGGUACCUCGCCAUCUGCAAACCCAGCGAGUGCACCGUUUACAAUUUCACUCCUCCUGACGGUUUCGGACCGACGUGGCAGCGAUUUGUGCACAACAUUCAGCGCUUUUACCGCCAAAUGCCGUUCAGCGCGUGCACCAGCGUGCCCACUCUCGAGCUCUGCAAGUCAAAGGUCAGCGUCAAGUUGUCCAGCGUCUACCUGAUGAUGUGGGCCUACCUGGCCGACCUGGUCAACGUGGUGAUGGGCCAGAAAAAGAGGUUUGCGAGACUUCAGGACAAGGUGAACGCGGCCAUCAACAGCCUGACCUACUUCACCACCAACCAGUGGACGUGCGACACCGAAAACGUGACCCGAAUGCUCAGCUCCCUCAGCCCAAUUGAUCACAAGAAUUUCAACUUCGACCUGAGGAAAAUCCCGUGGGACGAUUACAUUUUUGAAUACGGAGUCGGCAUCAGGCAACACAUCAUGAAGGACGAGCUCGCGACCGUUCCAUCGGCCAGAAAACGCGUUAAAUGGAUAAGAUGGGCCCAAACCGCGAUGUCGUUUGUCUUCCUGGCCAUUCUGGUGCACUUCCUCGCGUCCAGCUACAUUUACCCGCUUGAACACGUGGUCACGUCGCGUCUGCAGAGCGAGUCGAGUGCGACCAACAGCGUGGUCACCUCGUCCAGCGUCUUCACCGCCAACAACGACAACCUUCUCCUAAGUUCCAUUAUAUGAAAAACCACGAUAACUUUCUGUUUAUUUAAUGCACCACUCACUAUCGAUUGCUGUUGUUUCCCUUAAGGAACACUUUGUUGACAUUUUGAAUUUUUGCCUCUGGGAGAUUUUCUUUUUCUCAACCGAGCAAGCACAAUGUACUAGGGCUGUCUCUUUAAUAUUAUAUUCUCGUUUCUCGUAAAUUAUUAUUCUCUUGCAAAAUAAAAUUUGAGCGCUGCUGUGACUUGAACUCUCAUCGAAAGGCUCAGGGCUACGAUAUCCUGUACAUACAACUAAUUGCGACCACUAUUUAUGCAUUUUACGUAUAAGAAUUGUUAAUCUUAUAUAAUUAUCUCAAUUAAGUUAAUAAGUAAGCGAUUGAUUGUUGAUUAAGUUUUACGGCCUUUAUUAAUUUGAAUAAAGAAAUCACGUGUUAAUAUU